Rhodofomes roseus is the source of this 1431-nucleotide messenger RNA. RefSeq lists its product as uncharacterized. The record is from RefSeq and is a predicted model, not a curated record. The transcript has 6 exons. The coding region runs from base 1 to 1431 and encodes 476 amino acids. Lineage: Eukaryota; Fungi; Basidiomycota; Agaricomycetes; Polyporales; Fomitopsidaceae.
AUGUUCACCUUCGGCGCCCUCCUCGUUGCGGGUGCACUCUCCCUCGCCCCCAAGUCGUACAUCUAUUGUCGGCUGGGUGGUGGUGGGGGCCUCGCUGCCCACGCCCUCUUUGGCAACAGUCCUCCUUGCCCCCUCAUCGUCGACAAGGUCGAGUCGUUCAUCGACCAUGUCUCCGACUCCUUUAGCGGCAUCGGGGACAAGUUCUCGAACGUUUUCGGAGGAUCGGUGAUGGGUAACAUCGGGUCCGGUAUGGCAGGGUUCGUGUACGACGCUACCCAACGCCUCAUCCCCAUCACAUCGGACGUGUUCGACAACGCCCCCACCUUUCCCUCCUUCAUCUUCUUCAACGACCCAGGCGACCCAUACCUCGCGCAGCUAGCGGACAUCAAGGAAGACGUACGGAAGUGGAGCAAGACCAAGGAUCUCAUCGCGGCACCUACCUUCGAUCUCGCGCAAUGGACUACGGAUUUGAUCGUGCGGCCUCCAGGAGACAUCGUCGUUUGGGUCCCUCCCAACACCUGCCUCCUGGCCGAGCGACCGCGGACGCAUUCGCAACCAUCGCCCGAGAUCGUCAUUAUACUGCCUGCUUCUGAUUGGACGCCUGAGACGCCGUACGUGGUCAAGCCUGCGCGUACGGUUGUCGGAGGCUUCCAGGAUCACCAUCACUGCCUUGGCUCCCGUCGAGCUAUUCAUGCCCUCGUCGUGUUCUACACGCUCGUCAUCGCCUACGUCGCCGUCGCUACCUUUGAGCCGGUUCGGACGGCAUGGCGCACGACGCCCAUCGGCCAUCUUGGCCUGCAAGCUGUUCUGGGAUUCGUGGGACGGACUCUGUACUGGUCUAUGUUCUUCGUGACCUCGCUCAAGGGCAUACCCUCCGACUGGGACGUACAGGGCGCGUCAGGUGCCAUCCGCAAGGCUGGUCUUAAGCCUCGCAUGCCUCGGUCGUUCCCCAAGAACCACGCGCUCAUCGGUGGACCUCGCCCGCUCGUCGCAUACGACCUCGCGGCCUACACGCCCACCCGACCCCUGGUUCUUCGACCCCUGCUCGUCAUCUUCCAGGACGGCCCGGUUCCCACCCCGCUCGCGCUGCCCCGCUCUGCCACGCGCCCACGUACGUUCAGCGCGAUGACCUUCAUGGAGGCCCGCCCCGUUCCUUCGAGCGGGCCUCACACGAACGUCUCGCUCAUCGAGGACGAGGGUCCGUGUCCUACGACGAUGAGCUUCUGCAAGCGUUUCCUGCGUCGCCAACACCCUGGCCUCAACCUCUUUGGCCUCCGGGAGCGCCGAGUCCGCCGCCACGCCGAGCUGCGCGCUCUCCGGGACGAGAUGGGUGAGGACGUCGCCCUCCGCCACGCACAGGAGGGGCGCAAGAUUCUGCAGCAGAACCUUCGGUCGAUGUGGGCUACCGGUGGACAGAGCGUCCACCUGUAG